AAGGUGUUUUCAACCAGGAAGCCAAGUAUCUUAUCGCUCGAGCAAAUAGCCCACUAUCAAUAGUGUCCAACAUCAUGGAAAGGCCUUAAACGUUUCUUUUGAAGUUUUGAAUCCUUAUUUAUUCUGUGUUUAACACGAUGAAAGAACUUCCGCGAGUUUUAAGGGCAGCCUACUUUAUGUUUUUGUUUGGAAUAUUUGCAUCCCCUGUCUGGAGUUUAACAGUGACUGUUGACCCUGGCACUGUGGUCAGUAUUAACAGGACUGAUACAUCGGAAUCAAAAUGUACGGUGUGUGUUGGAGGGGAUGACAAGAGUUUUUGCCAGUCAGGGGCAGUCCUGAGAGACGCCGGCAGUGUCUCCGUGACAUUCACCUGCACAGAACCCUGGGAUGUCUUCAUUGUGGAGAUCAUGAAGGUUAUUGAAUGUAAGACAAAGCCCUGCAGGCAUGCCGUCAUGCCAGUGGAUUCCCAGCCUCUCUCUGUCUUUAACCGGACGUUCCACUGGUGUCUGAGGGCCCCUGUCAGGAUGACGUUCCACGUGGAUUUCAGCAAGAAGGGCCUGACACAGAUUCCCCCCUCAGACACUUGUCCCGACGAGCACACAUACAACCUCGUCGCUCUGGAGACGACUAAGAACGUCCACCUUGGGUCGUUUUGUGCGAUAGGCACCAUCACCGGGGUCCAAAUCCUGAAUGGUGGAAAGGUGGUCCUUACGGUGGCUGGCAAGAAGAAGCUGGAGCCCCAAGCUUUCGAUGUGUUUUGGGGAGAAGACAUCAAAUCACUCGCCGUUGUUAGUGUAGACCUGCCGAAGGGGCAGUCAACGCAGGAGUUCUUCUCCCCAAACUAUCCGUUGAGUUUCCCAGACGACGACCUUAUGACGUGGGAUUUUGGCGUGCCCCGUUUCCACGAAACCAAGGUGAAGAUCCUGCGCCACAUGGAGCCGCGGUGUCGGAAGAAGGAGCCCGGCGUGGAGUACGAGUUCGAGCACAAGCAAGAGCUCAUCAAGGUGGUGAAGAGGCUGUCGGACAACAAGCCAACGGAGCUGGAGGUUCCCUUCAAGCUCUCACUGCGGAACUGUGAGAUGGACCAGGUGCGCACGCGGGCGGAAGCGCUAGGCCUGUCGCUGCACUUCAGUGUCUCCUCCAUCAGGAGCGGCAGCGAAUUGUUGUGCGAAGUGGACCUUUCUGAGGAGAACAGUCUGUCUCUGCAUAUUGCGAAAAAGGCGACAGGUUCCACCUGCAUACUGAAACUAGACGGUGUCUCUCAGGAGAGUGUCAUUGUACCCCCUGGAAAGAAGUCUACCCUGUCCUUCAAGGACUGCCCAGAGGAAGACCUGCUGUUGACCGUAAACAAAACUAUAGGCUGUCAGGAUCUGCAGGACUGCCCUCCUCUUCCGGUUCCUCUGACGGUUCCAGUCCUUGAGAGAUGUCUGCCAGAGUCUCUGAAGACGGUCCACUGGAACAUCCAAGCCCCAGACCACGGCACAGUGGAGCUGCAGGCCUACACUGGCAAGCUGCGUCAGUCUCUGCCCGGCCAAGAGUGCAACGGCAGUGUCAAUUUCAGCGUCGCCGAGAGCGACGGCACGGCCAUCGGACGGUUCUGCCCCACGGGCUUCAUCUCCAAGCUGCAGGUCCGUGGCAACGUGACUGUUAGCGCCUCUCCCAGGAAUGACGAGUUCCUGAGUCAGACCUUCCAGACAUUCUUCAAGGCCUCCUUCACCAAAGAGAUCAAAGAGACCUACAUAUUCCACAUCACUCCUGAGAAAGACAAGAAAAACCUUCUGGCGUCUCCCGGCUGGCCGGCUGGGAUGAAGGCCUCCUCCACGGCCUCCUGGAUCACCAACUUCGCUCCCAGGCUGGACGCCCACCUGACCUUCACCAUGGUCACCCAGCCCAAGUGCAGCGCCCGCCACACGGGCAUCCAGGUGCAGACGCUGGGCUCCCAGGAGGAGAUGUACAGCCGCAGGGAGGACGAGGAGGGCGACAGCGAGAUAGUCAUCCCGGAGAGCUUCUACCUCAACGUGUCCAACUGUCUGCCUGAGAAGGGGUCCUUCAGCGUGAUGGGGGAGAUCACUCUGAUGAAACCAAGAAGAAUCAUCCUUCCCGUCAUCCUGGGUGUGGUGGGAACUCUGCUCCUGGGGAUGUUCAUCGCUUUAGUGGCAGUCUGUGUUGUGAUCAGGAAGAAGAAGAAGCAGAUGGCCCACGAGGUGGCCAUCUACAACCCCAACGGCCACAGCUUCCUUCCAGGCCUCCACGGGAUGCCCAAAACCAUUGAGGACGACGACGCGCACAUCUACGACUACAUCGAGGACACACUGGUGUACGGCCACCUUCUACGCGAUGAACUGGAGAUGGACCAGUAUGGGGCACCUGCCGUGGACACCUACCAGCCUUUCAAUGGGCCUACAGAGACCACACCCCUCAAAGACACCGACCCCCUCAAGGAGCCCAGCGGGGAAGGGGAGAUGGAGAUGGAGGUGGGAGAGUACAGGCUGUUCAUACCCCCCACUGAGUCUGCACCGCCAGCUUCCGAAACGGACGCCUCUCAGGAGGACACAAACUCUCCCACAGAUCUGAGACUGGUGGAGAAUGACCUUUACUCGGUGGGCAGAGAUGAGGAGAGCUCUCCUACACCCCUUACUCCGUGCCCAGAGGCCCUGCAGGCCCCAGUGUUUAGAAGAAGCUGAAUGGGGGACUGAGAGCGAGACUGAGAGUGUGGGUAUGAAACAGGGCCUUUGCUCUCUGUUCGCGGGGUUAACGUCACAGCGCGUUGAGUCACGUUGGAAACUGCAUGUGCGCAGGAAACUUGAGAGGGCGAGCGCGCAUGUCUGGGCCUGACACCUGAGGACUCAACCCUCUUUGUGAGUUUCGACAAGUCACGGACAUUUUUUUGUCCUAGGGAGUUUUCUAGGUUUUUUUUAGCUUGAUCAAAUGGACUGAAUCAAGGAGUUAAGCCAUAUAUUUGUAAAGCCAUGAAUUUUAAACCACCUCAAAAGCUCUG
Clupea harengus (Atlantic herring) is the source of this 2998-nucleotide messenger RNA. RefSeq names its product CUB domain containing protein 1a (gene cdcp1a). The record is from RefSeq and is a predicted model, not a curated record. NCBI's taxonomy places the organism in Eukaryota, Metazoa, Chordata, Actinopteri, Clupeiformes, Clupeidae.